Molecule: messenger RNA, 1037 nt
Organism: Alosa sapidissima (American shad)
Lineage: Eukaryota; Metazoa; Chordata; Actinopteri; Clupeiformes; Clupeidae
Exons: 4
Coding region: 74-901 (275 amino acids)
Source: RefSeq, a predicted model, not a curated record
GUGUGCUCUUGCAAUCUUUAACACAGAUGUCACUUGCUGAGAGAUACACUGUGAUUUGUAAUGUGAGAUUACCAUGAAUUUUCAAUAUAAUUACUCCAACUAUACUCAAGAUGGCUUUCACCAAGAUCAAGGUGUACAGCACAUCCUUACCAAUCAGGCAGGAGGCAUCUAUUUCCAAGGUGUGGCCCCUACUCCUGGCUCUGGAGUCAUCAAUCAGCCAGUGAUUUGGCCAGAGUAUGGAUAUCAGCCCCAGCAAAACCAUGGGCUGUUCGGCAACCCCACUGCUCUGCCGCAGUUCCUGCCUGUCACCGAGAUCCCAGUCUUCUACCCUAACCCUUCUCAGGGAUACCAAGGGAUACCCCUCCAGGAUGGAUCUGUAGCCUUCGAUCCCUUGCCACAAAGCCCUGUGAUGUUUGUGGAUCCUAGUGGUCAACAGCGUGGCAUUUCUGUGACCUUCCAUCCACAGCUGCAAGCGCCCCUUGUGGCUAUGGGUGGUGCAGGCCCACAGUAUAGUGUCCCUGUGCCCUAUGGUCCACACAUCCAAGCCCCCAUCAUGUAUGUGGAUGCCAACAGGCAGCAGCGUGGUACUGCUGUGCCUUUCGACCUACAGUUGCAGGCACCCUUCAUGUUGGUGGACAACGGAGGCCUACCUCAUGGCACCUCUAUGCCCUCUGAUCCAUAUCUACAAACACCCUUGACGCCGAUGGAUUCCACUGGCUUACAGCAAGGCACCACUGUGCCCUUCAAUCCAGUGCCAGCACCAAGCGAACUUGCUCAGCUCAUCAGCAUGCCACAGCUGCCAUCAAUUGAGGAGCUGGCUGCUGGACUGAGCACCACUGGACUGAUGAGACCAGCCCCAAUGGCAAAGCUUCCAUUUUUACACAGUAUUAAUUUAACAUAAAUAAUCUGAAAAUGAGCGGGGAAAAGUCAUUCUCGCUAGGUGCGCUAGGUGAAAUGGAGAAUCAUUUGGAGUCAUAUUAAAGGGAUAAGAUAUGGAGUUGUAGAGGAAAUACGCUAUUAAAUCACUUUAUGUUUUA